This is a messenger RNA of Pelobates fuscus (common spadefoot toad), 4619 nucleotides long. It is a transcript of the gene EPHA2, whose product is annotated as EPH receptor A2. NCBI's taxonomy places the organism in Eukaryota, Metazoa, Chordata, Amphibia, Anura, Pelobatidae. Gene Ontology annotation, molecular function: ATP binding; protein binding; transmembrane-ephrin receptor activity. Gene Ontology annotation, cellular component: plasma membrane; dendrite. The transcript is spliced from 17 exons. Gene Ontology annotation, biological process: ephrin receptor signaling pathway; protein phosphorylation; axon guidance. Bases 16 to 2952 code for a protein of 978 amino acids. The record is from RefSeq and is a predicted model, not a curated record.
ACUCAGGGAGGCAACAUGGGGGCGCAAAAACUCACCCUCAUCACCUUCUUUAUCAGCAACGUUUUCCUGUCUCUACAAAGUAAUGAAGUUGUCCUGCUAGAUUUCGAGAAGACUCAGGGAGAACUUGGCUGGCUGACCAGCCCUUAUGGAAAAGGGUGGGACCUUCUGCAAAAUGUGAUGAAUGGAAGCAUGAUUUACAUCUACUCCGUGUGCAAUGUGCAGGAAGGAGACCAGGAUAACUGGCUUCGAACCAACUGGAUUUACCGCAGCGAGGCACAGCGCAUCUUCAUUGAACUCCGCUUCACUGUGCGUGACUGUAACAGCUUUCCGGGGGUCUCCGGUGCCUGUAAAGAGACUUUCAACUUGUUCUAUGCAGAGUCUGAUGUGGAUUACGGCACCAACUUUCAGAAACGUCUGUUUCGCAAGAUUGACACAAUUGCCCCUGAUGAAAUCACAGUGCGGGAUGAUUUUGCAUCACGUAAUGUCAAGAUAAACGUUGAAGUUCGGACUGUGGGACCGCUGAGUCGCAAAGGAUUUUACCUGGCAUUCCAGGAUAUAGGGGCCUGCGUAGCACUGCUGUCUGUACGCAUUUAUUACAAAAAAUGCCCUGCAAUGGUCCAAGGUAUGGCCCAGUUUCCAGAAACUGUAGCCGGAGCAGAAUCGCAGCCAUUGGCAAAAGUUUCUGGGAAGUGUGUGGAAAAUGCAGUGUCUGUUGGCGGAGAGGAGCCAAGCAUGCAUUGCAAUUCAGAUGGCGAAUGGCUUGUUCCAAUUGGACAGUGUCUGUGCCAGGCUGGCUAUGAGAAAGUGGGGGACAUGUGCCAAGCUUGUCAACCUGGAUUCUUCAAAGCUGAACCCUCUAAUAGCCAGUGUGAUCCCUGUCCAAAACACACUGAGCCAUCUUCUGUGGGCGCCACUUCCUGUCCAUGCCAGGAUGGCUAUUUCCGAGCUUUAACAGACGCCAUAUCAGCCUCCUGUACCCGAUCCCCAUCGGUUCCUCGUGAUCUCACUGCCGUAGGCUUUGGAACCAAGGUUAUGCUGCGUUGGUCCACUCCCUCUUACACUGGAGGCCGUGAAGAUGUUACCUACAAAGUAACAUGUGAGCUCUGCUUUCCAGAGCCUGGUGACUGCAAAGCAUGUGAUGACAGCAUCCGGUAUUCUGAGAGCCCAGGCAGCCUGAAGGGUACCACCUUAAGCAUAAGUGAGCUAGAACCUCAUCUCAACUACUCCUUCACUGUAGAGGCCCGAAAUGGGGUGUCUGAUUCCAUCUCUGGACGUAGCAUUGCAACCAUACAUGUCAGCUUGAAUCAGACAGAACCCCCAAAAGUGACAUCUGUGAAUCUGGAACAACGAAGCAUGAAUUCCCUCACUCUCUCUUGGACUGUGCCGCCACGUCAGCCAAACCGGUCCUGGAAGUACGAGAUCACCUAUAACAAGAAGAAUGAUGAGAACAGCUACUCCGUUCAGCGUUGUGAGGGGAAUUCCAUAACCCUCAACAAACUUUCCCCUGAGACCACUUAUGUAGUGCGGGUUCAGGCUAUAACGCCUGAUGGCUCUGGAGCUGGAGGCAUUGGGAGCAUGGAGUAUGAAUUUGAAACAUUAUCUUCUGACUCCGAGGGUACAAACCAGGCUGCCAUUAUUGGAGGGGCAGCAGCCGGAGUAUCUGUAAUCGUGGUCUUAAUAAUAGUAGUCAUUCUUCUGCAUAGGAGCAAAAGACAUGGCCGUGGUCGGCAGUCCCCUGAGGAUGUGUAUUUUUCUAAAUCUGAGCAACUGAAACCCCUUAAAACCUAUGUAGACCCUCACACAUAUGAGGACCCCAACAAAGCUGUUCUGAAAUUUACCACAGAGAUCCCUCCCAAUGCUGUGACCCAGCAAAAAGUGAUUGGGGCCGGUGAGUUUGGUGAGGUUUAUAAAGGGAUCUUGAAGCUCCCAGGAAAGAAGGAGAUACCAGUGGCCAUAAAAACUCUGAAAGCUGGCUACACAGACAAACAGCGCAUUGACUUCCUGAGUGAGGCAAGCAUCAUGGGACAGUUCUGUCACCACAACAUUAUCCGCCUGGAAGGGGUCAUCUCAAAAUAUAAGCCCAUGAUGAUUAUAACAGAACACAUGGAGAAUGGAGCCCUGGACAAAUUUCUAAAAGACAAUGAUGGCGAAUUCAGCGCCAUCCAGCUGGUGGGCAUGCUCAGGGGCAUCGCAGCUGGCAUGAAAUAUCUCUCAGAGAUGAACUACGUGCAUCGGGAUCUAGCUGCUCGUAACAUUCUGGUGAACAGCCAACUUGUGUGCAAAGUGUCUGAUUUUGGUCUGUCUCGCGUCCUGGAAGAUGACCCAGAGGCAACAUACACAACCAGUGGUGGGAAGAUCCCAAUUCGUUGGACAGCCCCAGAAGCCAUAUCCUACAGGAAGUUUACCUCUGCCAGUGAUGUAUGGAGCUAUGGCAUAGUCAUGUGGGAAGUCAUGUCGUAUGGCGAGCGGCCUUACUGGGAGAUGUCUAACCAGGAGGUCAUGAAGGCCAUUAAUGAGGGUUUCCGGCUCCCGGCUCCCAUGGACUGCCCCUCUGCAAUAUACCAACUUAUGAUGCAGUGUUGGCAGCAGGACCGUAGUCGUCGGCCCAAAUUUGCAGACAUUGUCAGUUUCCUGGACAAGCUUAUCCGAAAUCCGGACUCACUGAAGACUUUGGCUGAUUUUGACCCAAGGAUUUCAAUCCGCCUUCCCAGCACCAGCGGCUCAGAAGGAAUGCCAUUCCGGAACGUUGCAGAGUGGCUCGAAUCCAUCAAGAUGCAGCAAUACACUGACUGCUUCAUGUCCUCUCAGUUCAAUUCCAUGGAUAAGAUUAUCCUCAUGAACCAAGAUGAAAUCAAGCAGCUCGGCAUACGGCUCCCGGGACACCAGAAACGGAUUGCUUUCAGUAUCCUGGGAUUAAAGGAGCAGGCUAGUACCAUGGGGAUCCCAAUCUGAACCUCCAAUUUAGCACAGGAACCCUAAGCAUCAAAGGAUCAGUGAGGUGCAACAGUACCUUCAUGAAGCUCCAGUUUCCAUAUCUUCUGUGACCAAAAUAAGAACCUCCUUCCAUGGCCCUAGAAACGUGGGCAUACUUGAAAUGAAACGCAUUGGGUUCCAGAGCAGGAUGGGAAUUGUAAAGGGUUGGUGAAAGGAAACACCAGCGGUGUCUCCACUUCCCAUGAUGCACAUGGGCAGUCCAGUCUGUGGAUCCUCAUGUUCUGUGUAUGCUUUGUAAUGGUGCAGUCAUGCCAGUGUGCACUUCAUAUAGACUGCUACAGGGAUAGGGAGCAGAACACACACACACACCUCAUUAAGACUGGAGUGGAUGUGAUUGCAGUAAGGCAUUUCAGGAGCUGAUAUCCAGACGCCCACUGGACAUCCGUCAGCUCUUGCAUUUCUUUUAUCUUUUUCUUCCUGUGUGUAAAUCCUUAAUCAUUCUAAAGGCCAUUCCUGCAGAAUGCAGUGCGUUUGCUGGACUUGAGAGAGCACUUUGAUUUUUAUUGGACUUAAGGUUUAUAAAGACCAGCCCUCUGACAUCCUUCCGGAUCCAAAGUGGGGGGGAAGACGCAAAACAUUUGGCCAGUUACAAGACUUCGGCGCAUUCCCCAUAAAGUACAGGCUUGGCAACAGCUGAGAAUAUAAUUCUACAAAUUUUCUUUUGAAACCGGUUUAUUGCAGCUGAUGUCUGUUUGAAAUGGUACAAGAGACAAGUUCACUUUGACUUUUUUUUUCUAUAUUAACCUGCCUGAGGGCAAAUCAGAAUUAUUACAUUGAGUCUGGAUAACUUUUCCUUCCACAGAAGCUUCCCAGUUCCCUCAUACAGAUACAUCAGUGUCCAGGCCUUACACCCUAUUCCAUAAUAACUAUUUUAACCUUUUUGUAUUCUCAAAGUGAAGACGACAGUAGGGGUUAUGCACAUAGAACAAUUCAAGAUCGCUGUUAUUAAAGUGGAGCAAUUGCUUUGGAAACCUAUAGAAUGUUCCGGCUGAUUGUUCACAUUUUUACAAGUUUUUGCUGCAGAAUUGCUCUUUAUACCAAGGCCCUAAGAGUUUGUCAUGGACACUUGUUAGACAGUGAGGGCUGUGUGAAAAUCAUUAUUCAUCAUAUGUGCACUUCUGUCAAACAGAGGGAUAAUCUGCUUUUUAAGCUAUUCAAUGGCCUGUUAUCCGUUAUCUUUGUGCACUAAUCCGCACAGAGUUUUUAUGACUUAAACAUACACACUUACUGUCUGUACCUACCAAGAGCCCUACUGAGUAAUAACCCAGACAUUUUCUGUUGUACGGCCCCAAGAAAAAAAAAUAUUUUUUGUUAUAUUUUGCAGAUUUUUACAGUGUAAUAUAACAAAAUUAUACAGCGAACGAUGUUAUGUUUCAAUUUUAUAUAUUUGGGAGGGCCAUUACCGACAAGUGCCUUGUUUCACGUGUCCGAUUCUUCAUUUUUCUUGUUAUUUUAUUUUUAUAAUUUAUUUCUGCUGUGCCUUGUUUUUGUAUUAAGAGUUGCGCUUUAUGCUCAGUGUUAAUACUGUUUGUCCGAAUUAUUUAUUUUUUUAUAUUUAUUGAUAGACCUCUGAAGGCUGGUUGUAAUUUUCUCCGAAAUAAACCUGCAUAUUAGUUUUUCAAAAG